AUGCUUGUCCUAGUUGUAGAUGACGACGCGAUUGUGCGAAGAAUUCACAGUAUGUUCUUCAAAAAACACGGAUUUGAAACAAUGGCGGUGGAAAACGGACAAGAGGCUGUCAACUUGUAUCGAUCGGGCACGCGGUUUCACUUGGUUCUAAUGGACAUGGAAAUGCCUGUUAUGGAUGGCCCCAAGGCAACAAGAGAGCUUAGAGCCAUGGGAGUAAACAGUAUGAUAGUAGGAAUAACUUCUUGCGAUAAAGAUGAAGAGCGACAAGCAUUCUUGGAAGCAGGUCUCGACAACUGCUACAACAAGCCAUUGACAACUAAUGUCGUCGUUUCUCUUGUACAAGAUCUUGCGAACAAGAACCAAUAA
Impatiens glandulifera is the source of this 366-nucleotide messenger RNA. RefSeq names its product two-component response regulator ARR22-like. Lineage: Eukaryota; Viridiplantae; Streptophyta; Magnoliopsida; Ericales; Balsaminaceae. The coding region runs from base 1 to 366 and encodes 121 amino acids. The record is from RefSeq and is a predicted model, not a curated record. The transcript has 2 exons. Gene Ontology annotation, biological process: phosphorelay signal transduction system.